UCUUCCAUUUCUUCGAGUGUCACACGAUGAGUUCGGGUUGUGAGGAUUCGUCGGUGAAUACGAUGGGUAUUCGUGGUAUCCCAGAGCAAUGCGGAUGUGGUCGAAGAACUGAGAUUUACACAUCAAAAACGAAGGAAAAUCCAGGAAGAACUUUCUUUAGAUGCCCAACGUUUCGAAAUGAUCACUUGUACAAAUGGGUAGAUGAAGCUGUCUACGAAGAGGUUCACGAUGCAUUGCCUAAAGUUGAUUGCUUUGCAUCGGAUUUGAGGAAGCUAAAAAUGGAGAUCGACAACCUCAAAAAUGUGGAGGAACAGCUGAAAGAAGAUGUCAAGAAGGCUAGCAAUGAAGUUAAGAAGCUGAAUGUGAUCAUCAAAGUGGGUUUUCUAGUGGCAUCAGUUUCAUGUAUUGUGUUCAUCAUGAGAAAAUAAGCACUAGGAAUGGGUUGUCUUUGAAAUGAGUUGUCUUUGAAUAUGUCUUGUGUUUGAUUUGUGUGUUUGUGUAAUUCUAAUGGUUUCAAGACUCUUUAUGUUAUGGUUAAUGUAAGACUUGUUUA
This is a messenger RNA of Raphanus sativus (radish), 553 nucleotides long. RefSeq lists its product as uncharacterized. Bases 27 to 428 code for a protein of 133 amino acids. The record is from RefSeq and is a predicted model, not a curated record. The transcript has 2 exons. Lineage: Eukaryota; Viridiplantae; Streptophyta; Magnoliopsida; Brassicales; Brassicaceae. Gene Ontology annotation, molecular function: zinc ion binding.